AUGGGAAAAACACGCAAAUAUGGGAAAAGACGCAAUUAUGGGGAACGACGCGAUUAUGGGAAAAGACGCAAUUAUGGGGAAAGACGCAAUUAUGGUGAAAGACGCAAUUAUGGGGAAAGACGCAAUUAUGGUGAAAGACGCAAUUAUGGGGAAAGACGCAAUUAUGGGGAAAGACGCAAUUAUGGGGAAAGACGCAAAUAUGGGGAAAGACGCAAAUAUGGGGAAAACGCAAAUAUGGGGAAAACGCAAAUAUGGGGAAAACGCAAAUAUGGAGGAAACGCAAAUAUGGGGAAAACGCAAAUAUGGGGAAAACGCAAAUAUGGGGUAAACGCAAAUAUAGGGAAAACGCAAAUAUGGUGA
Messenger RNA from Schistocerca cancellata (South American locust), 360 nucleotides. Its product is annotated as translation initiation factor IF-2-like. NCBI's taxonomy places the organism in Eukaryota, Metazoa, Arthropoda, Insecta, Orthoptera, Acrididae. The coding region runs from base 1 to 360 and encodes 119 amino acids. The transcript has 2 exons. The record is from RefSeq and is a predicted model, not a curated record.